Messenger RNA from Puntigrus tetrazona (Sumatra barb), 1251 nucleotides. RefSeq lists its product as uncharacterized. The transcript is spliced from 4 exons. NCBI's taxonomy places the organism in Eukaryota, Metazoa, Chordata, Actinopteri, Cypriniformes, Cyprinidae. The record is from RefSeq and is a predicted model, not a curated record. Bases 298 to 597 code for a protein of 99 amino acids.
UACAGGAACUUACGGAAUAAUAGCAUGACAUGUAGAGCCGCACGGGAAUAGAGCGGCUUUGUUUUGCUGGUCAAAACGGGCGUGCUUGAAUUAUUAUCUUUUUUGUUUUAUGUUUAUAUUACUUUUACAGACGCCUCAGCGGUCGAUGGAUGAAAGUGCUCGCCUUUGACUGCUAAAUACAAUGGGUUUUUGACUUUGCUCAGUGCUCCGUAUGGGAGUUUGGGGAGGAUUGUAUUCAUUUAUCGAGUGUUUGAAUUAAAGCAAAACUCUGCAGGCUUCAGUGCUGUAAAAUAAUCAAUGGAUUGCAUAAGUCCCAUGCAGAAUAAGAGAAGACAUAGUGGAGAUCUGGAACAACGGCACAACCAGUCGAAAAGGCUGUGCAAUGGACUGGGAGGCUGUGGCCGGGUUGAAUACGGUGCGGUGAUGGAAACUCCAAUGGACACGUGGGAUGGCCAAAAUCACAGCCCUCAAAACGGACACAGCGCCAGUGUCCCCGGCACGCAGGUGUUACCCGCCCCAGGACGCGGUGCAGGACAGCAUUGCCCAAGGUGUAUGGCAGGCGAACCUGGCCAUAUAAACCACAUCAUGAGGUAUUGAUCAGGACUCCUGGAGAAAAGGAAUCGACUGAAUAAACGGCCAAUGCAGAGAAGCAAUCUGCAGUUUAUCCGUACCGUGUGGGUUUUUCCCGCAUGCUUUGUGCCUUCCACGCAUUUCCAUCUGGCCUCACCUACCUACAGCAGCACCUAUUAUUAUUAUUAUUAUUAUUAUUAUUAUUAUUAUUAUUUUUGUAGCAACGAGGUUCACAUUACCCAGAACACUCCGGUGGCCAUGAAUGACGCUCUAGAUCACACUUUUAGCGAAGUGUGUUGAGAUCUUUUGCACUGUCCAUUUUUUUCAGUGUCGCAUGGCUCGAUUUUCAAGAAGGAAUUACUGUUGUAAUCGUAAUGUUAGCGAAAGACUAUUUUUCUAAAAAAAAAAAAUAAACGAUAGCGAAAUCAUUUUCAGGAUUAAAUGUUAUUUCACAUGUGGAUUUAUUUUAAGCGUGUUCGUAGUUUAACGGCCCAGUCGCAUUUAGUUGAAUUUCCAGAAACAUAUGUAAGGGACGUUUUUUUUGUACAUGUCACUUAUUUCAAUAGAUUUGUCUUUUGUCGUCUUCUACAAAGGAAAAAAAAGUGCAUUUAGCGAUUUAACCUAUUUGUAUCAUUUAUAAAGAAAUCCAGAAUGUUUUACAUAAAGUCUAAUUUGAUUAAA